GCGUGGCCCCGAUGCGGACCGCAAGCCGGCCUGGGGCGCGUCUUCAGCCGGCGGUGUCGCGGCCGCCGAUCGGGCUUGGCCUCGUCCGGCUCGCUUGCAGCAGCACCAGCGGCCGGUGUUCACCGGUCGAGUGUUCAUGACGGCCGCCGACGCCGGUGGGCCCGGCGGCGGAGCUUUGACGUUCGGCGGCGGGAGAGGCGCCAUCAUCGACCCGCGUGCCAUGGAUUUGGACUUGAGCAACCUGACGCUCGCUGAGCGCGAGGCCAUUAUGCAGGUGCUUCAGCGCGACCAAGCGCUGCGCAAGAUGGAGGAGCGCCGGAUACUGCACCUGAAGGCCGAGCUGCAGCGCCUGCGCAAGCGCGGUGCCCUGCGUCCGGGCCUCGACCCGGCUCGCAGCUGCGCCCGAUGCCUGUCCGCCCUGGGUCGCAUCCUGAACCGGGGAGCCCCGUGUCCCUCGUGCCGCAAGAAGGUGUGCCGCGACUGUCGCCUGCACGAAGUGGGCGCCCCCGAGAACUCGGACCAGUGGCUCUGCGUUGUCUGUCACAAACAGAUGGAGCUCAAGGCCACGUCUGGUCAAUGGAUGCAGGACUUGUGCCGGCGGUCUAGCCGGCGCCGCAAGUUGAACGGACCUCCUGUCGCGGACGAGCUGGGCCGCGCCCUCCAAUGCGCGCCGACACAACAGCGGCCUGACCAUGCCGCCGGCCGAGCAGUCGAACACGCCAGCUCUUCUCGAUCUGCCGCCCCGACGAACCGCCAGCAACCGCAACGACAGAGCGCCCAAGGAAACAGCGCGGGCGACUCGAAUACGCCUCCCAUGACCAAGACGACGCCCUUGGCGUCUCCUAACGCGCAGCGCGCCCCGCAAGCGCGACUCUCCGGUUCGCACUCCACCGGCGUCCCGCGGCCCGACUCCCCGCAGUCCGCGACCGGACACGACAGCCUGUCCUCGGACGUCUCGAGCGCCGCCGACUCUUCGGCCACGCCGUUUCCCGCCUCCUCCGCCAGCAAACCGACGUCCGAAGGCACUCCUCCCCUGUCUUCGACCGCCUGUCCGUCGCCCCCGGCGGGCGUCCGCUGGGCGCCACUGAGAGGACCCCUGAGGAACCCGAUCCGCAAACUUCCUCGUCAGGGGUCAUCCCUGUCGUCUUCUAGCGACAGCGCGUCCGCCGAAGGCGGCCCUCCCGGUGGCCGACCUUUCCAUCAUCGUCAACCGGCCCCGCCGUCGUCUUCGGCGACCACCACGGCCGCCGACGACUCCCCGCCGCCCGUGCCCUUUCCGCGCACCAAGCGGCAGAGCCCGCAGCGUCAGCUGCCGCCCCCGUCUUCGCCCAAGCUCCAGGAGAGCCCGUCACCUCCGACCCAGCAGAGGCAGCUCCUGGUGCCGGACUCGAAGCUCCCGCUGACGCCGUCGCUGUCGGCUCCGGCGUCGCCGGCGUUCCGCGAUCGGUCGCGCAGCGCGCUCACGGUCACGUACAGCAGUCCUCCGAGCGUCCAGGACGACGGCCGAGGACAUACCCUGCCCGCGCGCAAGGCGACGGCGCCCGAGCUGACCGGUCUGGAGCGCGCCAAGGAGGUCGCCUUCCGCAGGGUGACCCUGGGAAGCGUUCGAAUGGAGAGCACUACGGAUGAGGACACCGCCGACUGCUGCAGCGGCGAAAGCAGUGGCGGCGGUGGCGGCGACUCUCUCGCGCCAAAUAACGUUCAUCCCGCUAACGAAUGCCCCUCCCCUUGCUGCCAGUUCCCAAUCCUCCCGCCCCCGCUUGUCUUUGACGACUUUCUUCUGUGCGGCGGCGAGCCUACGUGCGCGGCUAGCGCUAACACUAAUCCCACGCUAGGCGAUGUCCUUUCCUUUUCCACUAAUGCGCCGCCGAGCCCGCCCUGCUCGCCGCUUGCUCGGCGCCUGGACCAGCUGCGGAGGCGAUCUCUGCGGAUCCGCGACCUGCUCAAGGAAUCUGCGGCCGCGUCCUCUGCGGCGUCGGACCAGUGGCCCUCGCGUCCUGCCAGCCAGAACAGCUACGACAGCCGUCUGUGGCCACUGGACGACUACCCGUCCGACUGCGAGGUCAAGCUGCGCGACCGCUCGCCCGACGACUACAAGCUGGUCUUCAUCAGCAGCUCGUCCGAAUCCUCGGAGGACGACUCCGAGGUGGAGGCGGCGGCGUCCCGGCUCUGGCUCCUGCUGCGCUCCCGGCUCGCCGUGGGGCCUGAGGGCGCCGUGUACGUGGAAGAUAGCUCCGACUGGGAGUUCCCGUCCGACGUGGAGGAGGACGGAGGUGGUUUGGAGGAAGAAUUGGCGCCGAAGGAAGAGCUCCUAGGCGUCGCUGCCGCCGCGGGGCCGCAGGUGGUCGACCCCGGCCAAAGGUCUCCGGAGGAGGCGAGAAGCGAGGAAGGCGAAAGCAGCGCCUCGGGCCCGAUGGGACGGCGACGCGGCAAACGGUCGGCUGCCGCCGGCACCAUCAGCAAAGGCAACGAGGGAACCAGUUUGGCAUCGCACGGAGAAGCGGCAGCAGCCGUUCCUAUUCUCGCCGGGCCGGCGGACAAUCGUAAUGACGAGGACGACGCUAAUCUGGCGCUCGCCGCCGUGCGCGAUGCGGCGGCCGGCGUAGGAGAACCGGGCCAAGAAGUCCUGCUGCUGCCGGCCGCUGCUCCACCUGUCGUUGACUCAGCGCCGCCGGAAGUGGGAGAGGAGGACCACAGCGGCAGCAGCUCUGACUACUACGGCGGCGCCAUCGCGGGACCGUGGCGGUGGUUGCCGAGAGACUCGCUCGUCGUACAGGACGAUGCGAUCAUGGAGGGCCGCGUCCCUUUGAGCGCCCCGGCGCUCGGGCCCGAACGGGACGUCCCAGUCGAGGAAGAUGACAGCUGUCGAAAAGGCGUACGCGCACCGAGUCCCGGCGAAGAUUGUGCGGACAAUGCACCUGCGUCGGCCAACAUGGCGGAGGAAAGCACCGGCGGUGGCGGCCAAGGUGGUGUGCUCGGGGAAGUGGGACAGCUCGAGGAGAACGGCGCCCCCGCCAACAGGACUCCGCCGAUGAGCGGCGCGGUCGCUGACGCGUGCGGCCCGCCUCCGUGCGACGACGAAGCGCAGGCUGCGGGCAGCGCGGACUCCACCGUGUGUGUUGAUGUGCAACAGCAGCAACAGGUGGUGGUGGUUGUGCCCGCGUGUGUUUCGGAUUGCGAACAGCCCGGUACGGAUAACGCCGCUGAGGAUACCGUCGGUGAGUGUGUUGCUUCUUGUAAUACUGCCGCGGUCGACGAAGCGGAACGGAAAUCGAGCGAAACAAUCGACAGUGCCGUCACUGCACCGAAAGACGACGCGAAAGUGGCCGAGCCCGCAGCUCCCGCACUUUGCGAAAGACGGGAAAAAGACAUUGAUCUCGAAGGCCUGGUUGUGUCCACGCUGGAAAAAUACUUCACCGAAUCGUUCGAGUGUCACGAAACGCCGUCCGCCGAAACAGAACCGGACCCCACUGCGGUCGCUCCAGCGAAACAAAAUGAAGGCGACGUCGGCGACUCUUCGCGGAGCGAUCAGUCUCCGACGGCGGGUCUCGCGUCGUGUGACACAAGUGACACGUCGUGCGACGAAGAAGAAGAGAACGUGUUCAGCGACGCGUCGACUUCGUCUGACGACGCCAUGUACAUUUCUCCGAUGCCACGAUUCAACGCCGCGCAGUAUGGCAAUCCGCUGUCGUACUCGUUACACACCAUACUCGAAGAGAGCUGCGAAGAGAGCGAAAAGAGUUCCAGAGCGACGACACCGGUGACGAAGAACCCGUCUUCCGAGCUGGAGAAAUACUUCAGCUUCGCGAUUGGCAACGCGUCACUGGAAGAGAUACACAAGAGGUGGUCGAUCGCCACGAGUGAGGACUUCAGCGAUUCGGUGUCUGAGACUUCUGGUGUAGACGACGUCGAAGUGCUGGAAGAGGACCCCGAGGAGUUGGCGUCUUCUAGGUUAGAAAAAUACUUCACUUCUGGACUUUUGGGAACUGGCAAAUUUCACUAUCCCGACGACGCCGAGUUUACCGACGAGAGUGGAGGCAUUAGCAGCGACGACGAAGACAGAAGGGCAACUUCCAAACAAGGCAAGAAAGAAAAGGCGGUGGCCGCAGCGAGCCUAGCAUUCGAGGCUGCUGACUCUUGCGGCACAAUCAAGAGAAAAAAGAAAGAUGAUGAGGACGUGGCGGAAGUCAAAGUUGUUCUCGAAGAGGAAGGCUUUGCUACCAUCAAGAAAAAGAAAGAAGACACACUUGAAGUGCAGCCAGAUAACGAACCUAAUAACACUGCCGAAUAUAACAUGCUCAACGAGUCACAGCAACAUUUGCAAGACACUUCAUUUGAAAACCUUGAUGCCACACUAACUGCCGAUGAAAGCACGAUAAUUCUCGUUGAUCCUGUCACUGAAAACGACUCACACAACACCACUACCAAAGAUCCUAACCAGCAGACUAAGGACAGUCGCAUGUCUGUCACUCCCACUUCAGAAGCUAACACUGACAUGCAGCAGUCAUUGUCGGAUUCUGUAAACGAACUUACAUCAGGCAUUGAAAGCAUGUGCAACAGCUCAACCAGUGAAAUGACUCAAAACGACGAAAUGAUGAAGGAUUCAAAGAAUUCGGCUAUAGAGGAAGAUGCCACGAGCAUUCACAGUCGAUCUUCAUCCACCGAUUGCUAUUCCGACGAAGAGGCCGCUUACAUUGUUAAUAGAGUGCUCGCCCACAUCUCUGGCACGAGCGACGAGACUGAGAAAGUCGAUGAAAACAUCACACCUUGGAAGGCUCUCCUGGAGUCACAAAUCACACGUUUGAUGCAGACGGUUUCUCCUGCUGCUCUCUCUGGGGAGAGCAGUUGUAGCAGUACCAUCGGCAGCAACAACAGUGACUACGGAAGUGACACGUUAGAGUCUGGAACGUAUUCUUCCACUGAUGAAGAAGGGUCUCCCAAGCCUCGUCACCACAAGAAACCAGGGCGGCGCUCACCAAGUAGACAGCUUUCUGCUGCAGUAGAUGACAAGCUUGCCGAUAACCUAAGUGGUCACAGUAACGAUUCCACCAUCUCCGAAGAGACCAUGUUCAUUUGCAGACAGCUUAUGCAGUCUCUCAAGUUGCUAUCGGACGAGAAGGUCAACAAAGAUGAAAAGAGCAGCUGCCCCAUCAUCUCAGACCACAACCAUAAUGACUACAUGAAGGCUCAAGAGUACAUUCAGUAUCAAAUUGUUGCUUUGAUGCAUACAGUCAGCGGUAGCCGUAAUGCUUCUCCACUGCGUGAGAGGAGGUGCAAGCCCUUAACGUUGACCGGAGGCUCAAGUGAAUGCUCCGACGUGGAUUCUCCCAACCUCUCUGAAAAGAAAAAGAUGGGAAAGAGCAAGACACCUUCAGAGUCAGGAUCUGAAACCAUCUCAACAAGCAUUAGCAUCCCGAGCUAUGACUCGGACCACACUGCCACAGAAUCGGAAAUGUCCAAUGAAAUGGACGAGCUUUAUAACAUGCUAGAGUCUUCGGGGGCCACACUAGCGGAUAACAUUUCCCUCUCAAAGCUGUCGUGUUGUGACGGUGAGGAACCGUCAGACCAUUUCAUCCUGCCCCCUUUCAAGGUGCCCGUUCUCCGGUUACAGUCUGGUCAGGAGGUUCCUCUUAUUGGAACCAAAGAACCAGGCUCUAAAUUAGAGUUCCUGGAACCAAGCUGCAUCCUUCCAAAGCUGAGCACGGUCACCGUCGAGGAGAAGCUUGAACUGCCGGGCAUGUUCAGCAUUGCCAGUGGCACCACAGCCAAGUGUGACAGUUCGUCGACUCUCACCACAGGCUCCGACAUUGACUUCUGUGGUAGUGUUGAGACUGUGCUCGAGGUUUGUCCCAAGACGGUUGGAAUGUCUCCGGAGCCCAGUGUGUCUCCCACUGAAACGUCUGCCGACAAAUCGCGCUCAGAAUCAUCACUCUACAUUAAGGCACGAAGAGGGUUGGCCCAACGUAAACUAGUGGUCACACGAAGCAGCGACAGUCUUGCACCUUACAGGAAAGCAGGCAGUGUCUCUUUACAGCUCUUCCAUUCCAAGGGUGCUUCCAAGUCCGAACAUUCUAUUCUGGACACGGCUGCCCACGAGGACAAAGAGGAGCCCUCGGAAGCGAACCAGGGCACAGACGGACUUGGAAAGCGAAUAAGUGGCAAGGAAAAGUCGUGCAGUGAAAACAACCUUUCGCUUGCUACCUUCAGCGACAGUGAACGCAGCACGUCCAAGUUUCUGGGCACGAAGUCCGUGGGGAACAUCGCAGACCUCGAGGGCAACCCGGGCAAGACGUUCCGCGACACUGGUUACUACUCCUUCAAAUCGUCCGAGGAAAGUGUCCUCAGCCUAGAUGAGCAGGGUAGCAGCAGGCCACCGUCGGGAUGUUUGACGAAGCAGAAAUCAGUGCAGUCGUCGGAGACGAUUCCGGAAGUGGAAGAGGAGCCCGUGCGCCCAGCAUGGUCGUCACCAGGAUCACCCGUCAAGGGCAACUCGAACUCGCUCAGUUCGGGCAGCAUCCCAGACUCAGUGUUUGUCGCUAACAGUGCCAGCGACUGCAAGUCGAGCACGCUUCCCUCUAGUCUACGCAGCAAGGUGAACCGGCCCAACCCACACUCUUCAUCCAUGGUCCUUCGCCAGCGCCAUUUCUCGUCCACAUUUUUCUCUACCUCGGGUGUCCUGCGCAAGCUGACAGCCUUGAAAGCUGACGACAGCAGCGGGUCGCACCGCUCUUCUCCCCGGGGUCGCCUGAGGGGCCGCUCGCGCCACUCUUCUGGUGGCAGUGAUGACUCGAACCGUCUUCUGCCCACCAUUGCCAUUGUUGGAGCGGACGAGAGCUCCUCGAUCAAAAGUAGUGCAGACAGCAUGGAUCGAGACAGCACACACCGAGAUGACGAACUCGAACGAAUCUACAGUCGCAGCCAGACGAGUCUGUCAUCUAUUGGCGUCAGCCAGAUGCGCAGUGAGAGCAUGACGAGCGUGUACAGCGCAGCCGGUGGCGGUCGGUAUGGGACGGUGGCCGUCACUGGCGAAGUCCUCUUCUCCAUCCUCUACAACUACAAAUCGGGACUGCUAGAAGUGCACGUACGGGAGUGCCGAAAUUUGGCGCCCGUGGACACCAAGCGCAACCGCUCCGACCCGUAUGUGAAGGUCUACCUGCUUCCCGAUAAGACCAAAAGCGGCAAGCGCAAGACCAAAGUCAAGAAGCACACUCUCAAUCCUGUUUUCGAAGAAGUGCUCAAGUUCCGGGUGACCAUGAGCGAGCUGCAGGCGCGCACGCUGUGGCUGUCGGUGUGGCACAGUGACAUGUUUGGCCGCAAUGACUUCCUCGGGGAAGUGAUGCUGCCUCUCACCUACGAGACUCUCGAGAAGACGGAAGUCCGCUGCUUCGCUCUCCAGGAAAGGUUUGAGUGCCCCGAGGUUCCACUGAGCUACAAAGGGGACAUUCUGCUGGCGCUGAAGUACAUGCCGCCGGACGUGACUAGCCGCAGCAUCAAGCAGGGACCCGUGCGAGGCUCCCUGCAAGUGCUGGUCAAGGAGGCACGCAAUCUCACGGCCACACGCUCCAACGGAACCUCCGACCCCUUUUGCAAAAGCUACCUGCUUCCCGACCGGACCAAAGGGAGCAAGCAGAAGACGCCCGUGGUGAAGAAGAGCUGCAACCCCAAGUGGAACCACACCUUCGUGUACCCGGAUGUGUCCUUGGAUGAACUGAAGGACCGCUGCCUCGAGCUCACCAUCUGGGACUACGACAAGAUCACCAGCAAUGACUUCCUGGGCGGUGUACGGCUUGGCCUUGGCACAGGAAAGCUGUACGGACGGGACGUGGACUGGAUGGACUCCCACGGCGAAGAGGUGACGCUCUGGCGUUCCAUGCUCGAGAGGCCAAACCUGUGGAUCGACGGAUCGUUGCUGCUGAGGCCAUCGAUGCAAUCCAAGCGCUGAAACCUGAGCAGAUCCGCUUACAAAUAGAUGAGAAGCGAACUGCACACAUCAUUAAGUUUCGAUAACGCGCAUCCAGCUCAUUACAGCUAGUUUCCAGACAAAACAGCCUACUGCCAGAACCGUGAGUGAAGUGCUGCACAGGAGACGCGCAUUUCCUUGCAACAGUACCCCGGCACAGGGUUCUCCGGUCAGUCGAAGAGUCACCGCCGUACCGACGCCGGACUGACGCCGGACUGCAGCGACUGUCUGCAGCGAGGAAAAUCACGGUCGGCAGUUCCUCGACUUGGCUAAGACCCUGAAAAUGCCAAAGCUGCCGCCAGUGUACAUAGAGGCAAGAACUGUCUGCUAAAAAAAAAUGCAACAACACCGGUGUACAUCUAAAGAAUGCAAGUGUUCCGGAUACUGCGCACGUGCACACUCACACAAUGCACGCGUCUCCCCCCUCUCUCUCUCACGAAUGACAUAUCAGACGCGACUGCAUUUAAGUUGCUGUUAACAGAUACAUUUUAUAUUACAUAUUAUAUAUAUAUACAUAUAUAUAUAUAUAUAUAUAACUGUUUGGAAAGGCUCCAUUUACGCUACGUUGAAGAGUCUGUAAAUACCCACUGUCAAGCUUGUUGGUCUAAUGCUUGCUCUAUACUAUAAUUGUUUGCUGUUUCAUACCGUGUUUUCUGUCGAGUCAGGCGUCGUGUUGCGAGCUUGCCGCCAAAUGCCAUCGUAUUGUUGUAGGCUGCUAUUCAAAAUCUCCUCAAUAUUUUUUUUUUCCUUCCCGUUCCACCCAAUAAUGCUCGCUUGUUUUGUGAAUUUACGUUCACAAACAAGCCUCGAAAAACACAUUCACACCCCAAUGGCCUAUCGAUUGAGUCUUAGCAAAGGACCAGUGUAAACGUGUGCGUUGUUUCGAUAUUUAUUUUUACAAACAUGUCACAUAUAAAUAUAUAUGCGCUAUAGUUUAAAGGACAGAUGAUGACAGCUGUUUUCUUCACGCAUGCCUUCAAAACAACUCACUCGCUACAUUCCACCGGUGUUGUUUGAGUCACCGGAAUCGUUGCUUCACUUGUUGUGAGACCAUUUUUCUCCCGUGACGACGUUUUUUGCAACAACAAGCACUACUUCGUUGCUUUCUGUAAUUUUAUUUUUCGAAUGUGUACAUAACGUGUUAUGGGUAGGUCCGUGUCACAUUUACGGAUACAUUCCGCAGACCAUCCGAUCGCGACAUAGGCGUCCGUGGUUGAUCCAUGGGCCCCGUCCCGUUCUACGUGCGCUGCUUUGUGUACGUAAAUGUGACGUGCACCUUUAAAGAAAACUUUCGACUGUGUUUAGGAGGGAACUGUGUGUUGCUCACGAGUUUCUGUUUUAUGCACAGAGCGGACACAGUUUAAAACUGUGUUUGUGACUCGAGCUUGUCGUGUGUGUCAUUUUUUGGAAACAUCCAAAGUGUGUCUUUGUCACGUGCAUUCUGCCUGCGGUUACAUCCUUGUUGUUUUUUUUCUCUCUAUUUCUCUCUACUUUUGAGAUGAUCUUAUUUUAAUAAAAAUUACCAUGCAAAUGUC
Molecule: messenger RNA, 9495 nt
Organism: Rhipicephalus microplus (southern cattle tick)
Lineage: Eukaryota; Metazoa; Arthropoda; Arachnida; Ixodida; Ixodidae
Biological process (GO): exocytosis; intracellular protein transport
Cellular component (GO): plasma membrane; exocytic vesicle
Molecular function (GO): small GTPase binding; neurexin family protein binding
Source: RefSeq, a predicted model, not a curated record